Molecule: messenger RNA, 4050 nt
Organism: Clonostachys byssicola
Lineage: Eukaryota; Fungi; Ascomycota; Sordariomycetes; Hypocreales; Bionectriaceae
Source: the annotation of a GenBank genome assembly
AUGGAUCCCCAUUCCAUUUCCUCGUUCACGAUCACGCUGACCCAGGCAGCCGCGAUAGUGACGACGGCUCUUGGAAAUAUCGCCCAGCUGCGUACUGCCGACACUCGUUUGGCUGGCCUUUGCGAAGAACUCUCCGACCUUCCUGCCCCCCUCCAAGACAUCGGCGACGCGCUCGAGAAAUGCGAGAAGUCCGACCUCGCCCCCGUUCACGAUGCGCUCUCGCGCCAGUGCGACUCCGCCCUGGAAAGCUGCCAUAUGAUCCUUCGCGAAUUAGGCCAGUUGGUGGACAAGAUAUGGGAAUCGUCACCGGGAGGGGAUGGCUGGAAAUCGAAGAGCUCGAUAGAUCUCAGCAUUUUCGGGGAGGAGUUUACAACCUACCGUGACAAAAUCCGUCUAUUCAACUCGGCAUUCCAGACCAUGCUUCAAGUAAUCACCUUAUGCCUUGCAUUGCGAGCAAACGAUCCCGAGGACCAAAUCAGUGGCGACCUUGACCAUCUCCAAGCAUCGAUCGACGAGUCCCUUCACGCUUCGUCUCGACCUGUUGGGGGUUUCCGCCGCGCCAAGGGUGCAAAUAAAGCAGACAGCCAGAUAUCCCAGAACGUGCGGCAGCUAGCUGAGGAGGCUAGAGCUUUCCACUAUACCACUAGUUCUGCGGUCGACACACCCCGAAGUCAUGAUGUGCCUCCGCAUCACGCGCCACACGAGCCGGCCGAGGACGACGUAUUUGAUACGAGUAAUACAGAGGCACCCGGGAUGGAUUCUGCGCAUCUUGCCCCGACCCCCCUGCGAAGCGCCCGUACGAGUUUUUCCUCCGUUUUCAGCUCCCAAGACAAGACCGAGCAGGACGCCCGUGGUAUCCUUGAUGCAUCGGGACCUGUCAGCACUAAAUAUGCCGGACCUGCCGGUGAGGAGGAUGAUGGUGGUGAUGACGAACUCGAACAAGAAUACCUGGAUGGACUGCGCGAGUUGGCCGCAGCAAGCAUUUGGAAGAAGGAGUAUGCUAAAGCUGCUGAAUAUUUAAACGACGCCCUUUUCCGAGGGACGGAAACGGAAUCAACACAGAUGAGCCGGCGCCAACUACAGACCCAGCUUGCUCUGUGCUACUUCCUCCAAGGCAAUUGGCGACAGGCAGAACUACUGGUAAAAGACUUGGCUAGGGUGAAGGAUGAUGAUGAGCUCAUCAUCUACAACUUUCUCCAUGCCUUGUCAUUAGCGCACCUGGGAGAGUAUGCCUUUGGCUACGCAUUCGAGUAUUGCAAACUUGCUUUGAAUGGCAAAAGGAAGCUUUGCAAGAAUCUGAAGGCGGAUUGGGUCGAAUAUCAAGAGACCCUGGGAUUGUUCGCAACAAUAUUUGACCUCUCUGGCGACUACAUCCGAGCAGAAGUGUUUAAACGUCGGCUACCACCCGGAUUCGAGUAUUCGCACCCGACGAAUGAGAUCUCCUUUAUUCAAUCGAAGAAGGAUCUGCUUGUUAGCAUCUUGGGAGAAGAGGAUACAUCUGCCACCCGACCGAAGUCUUUCAGAGCCGAAUUGGAGGGAGGGCAGUUCGAGAAGCAGACUAUUUUGAAGCAAGCGUUGCUUCGCCAUGCGUCGAUGCCCAUCGAAGCUGAGACCAACCUACGGAGAAAUCUAUCUCAGUACCAGAAGUACGAUGCGGAUACCGCCAAGGAGGUAAUCGCAAUUGUGGCAGCCCGAUCAUCAUGCGAUGCAGACGAUGAGAACCCUCAUGAUUCAUUGAUGUCGCCGCCGCCUCCUGUUCUAAGGUCGCGACUAAGCUUUGGCCGCCUAUUUGGAGCGAAAAACAGCCGCUCGAAUACAUUGGAUGGGAAGGACGACAGUUCACAGUCACCGGUAUCCGAUACACCGAUCACGGAGACGCCAUCAGCGAAGCAGAAACCAAUCACAGAGACACCAACAGCGAAACAGAAGUGGCUCGGAAUUGCAAAACCUAAGCUUCUGCUCCGAAAAAUGAAGAGCGAAUCUAAGAUCCCUGGUCUCAGCGUCACCGAGGCAUCGCCGCAAGAGGGGUCAUUCAGCCUCAUCAAUAUGCAGAGGUUGACGACGCCAACGCAAUCGCAGUCGGCGCGCCAGUGCAGCUGGGGCGGCCCAAGGUCUCAACCUUUUGACACUGAUGCACCUACUGGUUCUCAGUCUGCCCCUAUCCAUGGGCGGUUUCGUUCCAACUCGUGCGUUAGCGAUCUCGAUGCACCGCUCUCGGGUCUACCUAGCCGAGCUCCUUCCCCAUUUCAUGAAUCUGAAAUUCCAGAUGUUUCAGUGGGAACCGCUGGAAGAGCCGACCAGCUUCCCCCGCCAACGUUUGAAUUGGCAGACACCUCUCAAUCUUCCUUGCCGUCGGAUCCGAAAGGAAGUUCAGCUCCAGAUGAGCUAUUAACUCCCACAGCCCAUGACCAUCCAACCUCACCUUCGCUUGCCCCCGAGCUUGACUUUUUGGGCGCUGCCAUGGUGGAAUCCAGAGACCGUACAUCGGUGAUAUCUAGUCGAAGCCCAUCUCCUUUCUCUCCGCCCCCAGACCCCCUUCCCUUUGCGAGAUGCUCUUCCAAAGAAUUCGAAGAGUCAGUUGCAAUCGCUGGGGCAAAGGAACCCACACUUCUAGCGAGGGCACAUAGUGCCCGUAGCUGUUUUGGGCUCAUUGAGGUCGCAUCGCCUAUUGAAUAUUCCCCUGUUGAACUUGCAUCCAAACCCGUCCCUGUAUCCAACACGCCUUCUCCAGCUGCAGCAUACGCACCCGUCAGCAAACCUAUGAUUCCUGAUGCCUCAAUCUGUGAUUCUCCCGUCAAUAGCUCUCCAGUCGAUGAGCUGCCUAUCGAGGACUCACCUAAUCUUGAGACUGCUAGUGAUGUCUUGCCUAAUGAUGAUUCAUCGGUCGAUGAGUCUGUGGCUGAGUCGUUGUCAGAAAUUGAUCCCCAGCUCAUAACAGUUCUCGGAGAGGUGGCUUCUAUCCUGGCAUCUUUGAAUGAUGAAGGAAAAACAGACGUGCAAGAUCUGAAAGACUACCACAGCCGCCUCACGGUUCUUUUCCCCGACUUGAAAGACAUGAGCCGGGACCAACUGGUUGUGGAUGACAUCAGGGGAGUUUUGUUUACCCUCCGUAAACGAAUCAAGAAUUGGCACAAGAAGGUUGAAGAUGACUCUGGCUAUGAGUCAUCGUCGCCGCGCGCGGAAACUGCUACAGCGGUCAGUGAGGACGUUACGAAAGAGGCAGCUGAUCCGCAGGCAGUUGAGCCAGUGGCAACUGAGCCAAAGCAGGGGAUUGAUGAGAUUGAGCCCCCGGAAGAAGUUGAGCAGCGUCCUUCGCCUAAACAUGAACCAGUGCCGGUGAAGCAAGAAUCCAUAAAUAUGAAGGUGCCUGCUAUUGUGACCACCGAAGUUAUCACGACUGAGGAUGGGUCUUCGGUAGUGGAAGUCGCACCGAUAAAGGUGGAGGGUGAGAGUCGGCUAGUCACUGUACAUACGGUACAGUCGACAAUGGCGAAGCAGGGCGCUGUAGUUACUGCGGCCCCUGUACCAAUGCGGCCUGGGUCUGUCAUCAAACCCAACCAUGUGAUGGUGACAGCUUCUCCAAUUCCCAAGGAUGACAAGUUGCAACAGAGAAUUAUGAACCUCGUUUCCACUCUGAUCGACGAGGCGAGCCCGACCAUCUCAGCUGAAGCGACCAAAUCUACUCCAUCCGUUGCUCAACAAGACGAGAGUCCCAAACAGGCGCCCAACUCAAAUGAGACCUCAGAUGCGAGCAAUGGAAAAGCUUUUCUCCUUGACCUCUGGAACUCAUUGAUUGAAGAGGGCGGGGAAUCCGAUCUUAGGAUCAGCAUCGACCCGCCGAAGCGCGCACGCACCGAAAGCGAUGCCGAAUCAACCACGGGUGGAGUGAAGCUUGCCGCAGACCCAGACACCCAGGCAUGGGAAAUCAGUGAAUACGUGUUUGACGAGUCCCACUCCUCUAAUUGGGAUUGGGAUGAGUGGCGAAGUAUAGGAUCGAACAUGGGGCGUCCUUUGCAGUCGCUUCAGCCUUCUGAUCUUUACGGAGCAUAG